Messenger RNA from Puccinia graminis f. sp. tritici CRL 75-36-700-3, 1914 nucleotides. RefSeq lists its product as uncharacterized. Bases 1 to 1914 code for a protein of 637 amino acids. The record is from RefSeq and is a predicted model, not a curated record. Lineage: Eukaryota; Fungi; Basidiomycota; Pucciniomycetes; Pucciniales; Pucciniaceae. The transcript is spliced from 19 exons.
AUGGCCCUCCAUAGCCUACUCUCCACCCUCCUCCUCUCACUCUCACUAUCCAAACUCAUCUCCACUCAGGCCAUCCGGACCGGCAAGACCCCCAACACCUUCGAGGUCGUCGGUCACUCCGGCGCCUCCGCACAGAUGAUGUUCAUCGGCACGCCCACAAAGACCUAUGUGGUCGACAAGGUCGAAAACAACGAGUUGAAACUCAAUGGCCUGCCCGUUUGGGGAACAUCCUAUGAUACCGAAUCAAACACGGCCACUCCCAUGCCGAUCAACAGUAAUACUUUCUGUGCAGGUGGCAACGUACUUGGGAAUGGUACUUGGCUAAAUGUCGGUGGAAACUUGGCAGUCUCGUAUGGUGGUUUGAAUGUAGCCAAUAAUUUCGAUCCUUACAAAAAUAAGGACGGUGGCAAAUCCAUGCGACUCCUCAACCCUUGUAACGACAACUCUUGCCAGUGGGCCGAAUCUACUCCCAUGACAACAAGAAGAUGGUACCCCACCCUGGAAACUCUUGAAGACGGCUCAAUCAUCAUCAUUGGAGGUGACGAUUGGGGAGGAUACGUAAAUGACAAGGGACAAAACAAUCCCACUUAUGAAUUUUUCCCUUCGAAGGGUAACGUCACCGGACUCAAUCUUCUUGCUAUAUCUCUCCCAGCCAAUCUUUACCCAUUGACUUGGUUGCUACCAUCCGGCAAUCUUUUCAUCAACUCGAACUGGAACAAUGCAAUCUUGGACUACAAAACAAACACCGAAUUCCAAAUCCCCAAUGUCCCUCAUGCUGUUCGCACUUACCCCGGCUCGGCUGCCAACGCUAUGUUACCAUUGACUCCCGCUAACAACUACACUGCUUCGCUUUUAUUCUGUGGUGGAACAAAUCUGCAACCCGAUCAAUGGAAGUUGGAUUGGAAUAUUGCUGCUUACCCUGCAGAUGCAACAUGCGUCAGAAUCACUCCUGAUGUUGAUACUAAUUGGCGUGAUGAUGACUCCAUGCCAGAGGGUCGCUCCAUGGGCAAUUUCAUCUUUCUUCCCGACGGUCGCUUGUUCUUACUGAACGGUAUUGCUAAAGGUACAGCUGGUUAUGGUAACACCAGUUGGGCUCUUGGACAAAGUUUUGGAGACGGUCCUAUAUAUGAGCCAGCUUACUUUGAUCCCAACGCACCUCAGGGAUCCAGAUGGUCGAGACCCUCUGAUUUGAAGCCAAGCACAGUGGCCCGGAUGUACCACAGUGUGGCUCUUCUGUUGCCCGAUGGAUCUAUCCAGUCCUCAGGAUCGAACCCUAAUGCUGAUUAUGUCGCUCCUGGAACCCCGGGAUAUCCGUACUUCACCGAAUACAAAGUCGAGCGAUUCUAUCCCGAUUACUAUAACAAACCUCGACCCAAACCGACAGGUCUUCCCACCACAAUUAGCUAUGGCGGUAACUUCUUCGAUCUGAAACUCCCUAAGGAAGAUAUCAGUGCAAACGAUGCCCUCGAACAAACCAAAGUUGUCAUCAUUCGUCCUGGAUUCUCCACGCAUGCUAUCAAUAUGGGUCAGCGCUAUGUUCAAUUAAGCUCGACAUACGAGACAAACUCGGAUGGAUCGGCAACCUUACAUGUUUCCCAGCUACCGCCCAACCCAGCCGUACUUGCACCAGGACCGGCAUUUAUCUACGUGGUGGUGAAGGGGGUGCCCUCGAUUGGAGCUAUGGUCAUGGUCGGAAAUGGACAGUUAGGAGCGCAACCAACGGCUGCUCAACCCACUCUCCCUGGAAAGACACCAGCGAUCGUCCAGAAAACUGAAACAGCUGCUGAAAUGGGCUCAGUUGCAGGUGGCAAAAUUGCUGCUAAGAAGGGUGCCUCGACUCGCUCUGCCUCGAUCUCGAUCACGAAUCUUCUAGCACUCGUUGGCCUGGCCACUCUCUUCAACUGGCUCCAUUGA